Messenger RNA from Seriola dumerili (greater amberjack), 5475 nucleotides. Its product is annotated as AT-rich interactive domain-containing protein 5B-like. Gene Ontology annotation, molecular function: transcription cis-regulatory region binding. The record is from RefSeq and is a predicted model, not a curated record. Gene Ontology annotation, biological process: regulation of transcription by RNA polymerase II. Lineage: Eukaryota; Metazoa; Chordata; Actinopteri; Carangiformes; Carangidae. The transcript is spliced from 12 exons. Gene Ontology annotation, cellular component: nucleus. Bases 43 to 2835 code for a protein of 930 amino acids.
UGUAACCGGAGAGGGGCCUCAGAGAGGGAAUGCAGGACUGCAAUGGAGCACAAUGCAAUACAGUGGUUGGGUGCUCCCUCCUGCCAGCGGGGCAGUUAUGCCUUCUAUAAGUCGGUGAGCAGCAGAGCUCAGCCCGACGGGCCCGUCCAGGUGUGGAAGCUCGGGGAGUUCUACUUCAUCCGCUGUGGACCGCAGGAUCCCGUGUGCGUCGCUGAGGUGACCUUACUGUGGGAGGACCAGACGCGACGCCACCUGCUGGCCAGCGCCAGGCUUUACUUCUUACCCGAGGACACGCCAAAGGGCCGGACCAGGGAGCACGGAGAGGAUGAAGUUUUGGCGGUGUCCAGGAAGAUGGUGGUGCGGGUGGAGGACCUGGUGAGAUGGUCGUGUGCGCGGCCGGCAGGUUGGAGUAGCUGUUCGAAGCUGGCGCCGCCACCACCCUGCGGGACCAACGGCCUCCACAAACCUCCGCAGAGCAGCGACGGUAACGACAACAACAACAACAACACAGCGGACAAGAGCAGCGAGCCGCUCAGAGACAAAACCGAGAACGGCCCGCUGGAGCGUCAGGGCGUCAAAGUGCUCAGCUACCCGCAGUACUGCCGCUUCCGCUCCCUGCAGAGACGCAUCCAGGAUGGAGCGAGGGGGCUGGGGCUGCAGGACCCCCACCUGCUGGCCCUGGGGGGCGUCAGGGCGCUGCCCAACACCCGGGUGAUGUACUGCAGGGACACGUUCAACCACCCGACGCUGGAGAACAGCGCCGGCUUCUCCUGGCAGUUCAGAUGUCCUUCUCUCAGUCUUCGAGGACGACCUCGCAAGAGGAGAGGCCGCGACGGCAAAGACUCCCCGAACUCCAGCCAAUCAGAGUCCUGGAUCGAGAGGAUGAAGGAGAACGUGAUGGGCAGCGUGGAGGUCGGCUGUGAGGGCAGCUGGCUCCCUCACCCUGAAGAGCAGCUGUUCCUGGAUCAGCUCUACAUCUUCAUGGAGCGUCACGGCUCGCCCAUCCACAAAGUCCCCAACCUCGGCUUCAAGAAGAUCGACCUCUUCCUCAUGUACUCGGUGGUCAAGCGGCUCGGAGGCUACAAGAAGGUGACAGGAGACCGACUCUGGAAAGUGGUUUAUAACGAGCUGGGAGGAUGCCCCGGCAGCACCAGCGCUGCUACCUGCACCAGGAGACACUACGAGAGGCUGAUGCUUCCUUACGAGGAACACCUCAGAGCCGGAGGAGCGGAGUUCAAAAUCCCAGAAUCCCCCACUCCUCCGAAACCCAGAGGGAUCAGAGGAAGGAAACCACUUCCUCGAGGCAGAAAACCAGGACCCAAAGCCAAGGAGAAGAAGAUCACAACCCCCAUCGUGAACCCGAACGGCUCCGUGGUGGUGAAGAGGGGCAGAGGCCGGCCGCCGGGGACACGCAACAAGGCCACGCUGAUCGCUCAGGCCAAGCUGCUGGCUCAGCAGCAGGCCAAAGCCAAAGCGGCGGCGGCGGCGGCGGCGGCGGCGGCGGCGGCAGUGGCAGCGACUGCAGCGCAGACUCAGCAGCAGAGAGCUCUGCUUCCAGCCAAAGGCAGAGGAGGACCGAUGCCCAGCAGCACACACAGGCCCGUCCAGCCGGCCAUCCUCCCCGUCAACAUGCCUCUCACCCCCGACCUCUCCCCCAUGUCGGCUCCCUUCCUCCCCUUCCAGCCCAAACCGAAGGAGCUGAAGCCGGACAGGGGGGAGUCCGCGGCCCCCGCCGCUCCGGGUGUGCUCCUCUCCACUCUGCCUCGCCACUUCGUCGGAGGAUCCCUGGGCGGCUUCAGCCCCAUCAAAGGCGUGUGUCCGCUGGACGUCUUCAGGAGCCGCAUCAGCCUCCAGAGAGCCCCGGAGAGCCCGGCGCUGACGCCUCAAGACCCCACCCAGCACCAUCCGACCGUCUACCCCCUCCAGCCCAAGAGCGGAAGCCCGGACACCCCUCAUCCCAGCGGGGACCAGCCUCAGCCUCAGCCCCACCAGCACCACAACCGCUGCUCAGGGUGUAACGGAGACGAGGGAACCCAGAGGGGGGGCAGCCGGGACGCCAGGAGCCGGCCCCCGCUGCCCCCUCUCCGGGUCCUGCCUCUGAACCUGGACUGCAGCGUUCAGGUGUGCCAGCUGAUGAGAACUCGUUGUCUGGACUCGUCUCAGUUGCAGACCUUCACCCGCCGACUGUCUGAGGCUCUGUCCCAGGACCUGAGCACCAAGCCCCCCUGCUCCCCCAUCACCCCUCCCCCCGAGCAGGCGCUGCCUCUCAACCUCAGCAAACGCUUCACGGUGAAGAGACCCAGCACGGAGGGGCCGGAGCCCAGCCGGGCCGCGAUCAACGGAAACACAGAUCAACCAUCGUCCAAGAGACCCAGAUCCGGGUGCACGGACCAGGCCGAGGACUUCGCCCCGGGGUGCCGGUCCAGCUCCGGGGGGAGUGGAGGAGGGCAGGAUGUAGAGAUGAAGAACCAGGAGGAACCCGCAGACCUGAGCUCCCCGAGCAGGAUCAGGGCCUUCCUGCUCGGGCUGCCGCCCUUCCAGGUGAAACUGGAGGAGGAUCUGAACGGGACCAGGUUUGGGAAGUUUCUUCCUCCGGGAUCUGAGGCCGAAUCCCAGAGGACUGACACAGAGAGAGGGGAGGGGGGCGUGGUCGUAAAGAAGGAAGUGAAGCAGGAGCAGGAGGAGGUGGUCGACCUCGAGCGCCGUGAAACUGAGAUAAGCAACAAAGUGCAGAAGUCGGAGCAGGAGGAGAAAGGUCCCGCCCUCUGCUCCGGUCCUGGACCUGCGGAGCUGAAGAGCGCCGGCUCCUCAAACACUGACACACACUGUUUUUAGCGUUUGUCCCUGUUGUGAUCAGAAAACUGUCGAUCGGUCGGAGAUUAGUCGGUUGUUGGAAUCCGGGAAGUUGUUUUCACCGUGGGGCGCGGUGUCGGUUUUGGAUGUGGGCUCAGGUGAAAUCCUGAACCCACGAAGCAGGGACGUUCGUUUUCCUCAUCUUUGAGAACAUAUGAACUCACAACGUCUCUUCCUUUCCCCUUUUUUUUGUUUUUUUUUUGUCUCCUGUUAUUUCCUGUUUUCCUCUGUGGUUUUCAAUCAGGUCGUUGAUUGAACUCGACACAGACUCAUGACAAUCACACAUCAGUUUCUCUUCCUUCCUCUGUUCGUUUCUCUUUAAGGUUAAAAAAAAAAAAGAAACGGAGGAGCGAGACUGACUCUUUAACAAACACUGCCAUAACCCUCCAUGACACUAUUAACUCCACUAUUCAAUGUUAGGGUGAAAUAUUGAAUAAGAUCCAUGAUACUUAAAAUAAAAAAUCAAUAUUACAUAUAUGGGUGAUGCUAUGCAUCAAGACGUCAUUAUUAGCAUCUAGAGUGUACUGUAGCUCGGUAGUUUCAUUUUUUAAAUUGUACUCUACUUCUGUAGAGAGAUAGUUAUUUUCUGAUAAAGUGUUUAGAUGUUAUGUGGAGCUCCGGGCGAGGAGCUCCUCGGUCUUCACGUUAUAGCUCGUUAAGUGAAGCCUUUCUAUAGUCCUGCUCAUUAGCUGAAAUUAUAUAAACCUUUCUUACACGUAUGUGCCUUAAAACGGCCUGCGAUCAGUUUCAUCGCCGGCUUCAAACACAUUCACUCAGAGAGAUACCUUGAUGUUGGACCUGCUCAGCUUCCUGUCACUCCUCAGCACGUCCCCGUGGAUCCUCGAGUUUCUGUUUCUUUGAGAAACGAAAACGAAACUUUCCAUUUGAUUAUUUGCACAUACCAAUGUAAUGCAAGAAGAAUGUCCCGCACUCUGCUCUCAUUCAGCGUCACAAUCAUCCUGAUGCUGAUGAUCGAUAAACUACGAAACUUUUAAAAGAAGCCAAAGUUUUCAAAAUUUAAAUAAUUAUUUUAGCAGCUGAACAAAAGCUCGUCUGAAUAAAUCAAGAGUUCUGAUCAGGACAAACCUGCUCUCUGUCUUUGAGUUUUUAAUCCUCUGUGUUGAGGUUCGAUUCCCAGCUUUGCUCUUUGCACCGUAAAGUCCAAACUGCGGCCACACGUUGGCGCCGUCGUCUCGUCUUUUAUCACUACCACUGAUCAGCCAAUAAGAAAUGACAUCAGCGCGGGAGGAGGAUCAUACAUGAACAUGUAGCCCAGACAUUCAGACUACCUCAGGUUCUUUUUUUCUUUAAAAAAAAACAAACAUUUUCCACCUGCGUUAUCUCUUGCAAGGGGGCGGAGCUUAUCCUUAACACACACACACACAGGCGCACUCAGAUCUCAUUUCCACCUGGUGUUGAAGGUUAUUCUGGAUUUUUCUUAUCGUCAGCACUUUGACUUCCCCGCUCGGACGGAAGAAACUCAAAUGUAUAGUUUAACUUUUUAAAAGAGGAUCAGUAAUUUUCCUAAAACAGCUGAUCACUGUGGUUUUUAACAAACAAACAGGAGAUCAGCUGGCAGACAUGUCAAUAAAACAUGGUUCAUCUCAGGUGAAGGGAAGCAAUGCUGCUAUGCUACGUGUGGACUCUUGUUCAGGGGAAUUUUAUUUUUGAGUAGUUUGACAUUUUUGGGGGAAUAAACUUUAGAGCUUUAGAGUCUCUUGUAGGUGGAUUUUGUUGCUUUUGGACAGAACCAGUUUAUCUGUUUCUCCCUGUUUCUGGUCCUCAGCUCAGUCCCAUCCUCGGUCGCUCUCUUUCUGAGAAGUGAAUCAUCACUGGUGCGCAAUGAAUGUUGGGAUAUGUCGGGCCCCCCCCCGGCCUUAGCUUCAUAUUCAGGUUAGAGACAUAAAGAGACGAAUCAACCCCCCCCCCCCCUAAAAUGUAUACUGCUCCUUUUAAGACCGUGACCAAAACUGAGAUGUGACGAUGUUGUGACUGUUCUGCUGCUGAUCCAGAUCCAGAUCCAGAUCCAGCUCGUGUGUUAACGCUAGGUGGAAAUGAGGGAAUCAAACCCGCAGCAUUCCCCUCCACAUAAACCAGCUCACUGAUCCUCCUCCUCCUCUUCCUCCUCUUCUUCUUCCUCCUCCCCUCGUUGUGUCGAAAAAGAAAAAACCUCUUGUAGCUGAAAGAACUCAAACGUCAAGGUAUCUCUUCACUCAGCCUUUUCCCUCGUUUCUCUGCCACAGAUUUGCACACCUACUGUACCCGUUUGCUUCAUUUGGAUUUUGCAUAUUUAUAUCUGCCAUGUUUGUUUUUGUUUUUCUGUUUGUUUUUUUGUUUUUUUCUUCUUGCCAAUGUUUUAUUUUUUACCAGAAUAGUGGAGUCAACCACGACACCGAAAUGAACUGGUGCUGUUUAUUCUAAAUCGUGUAGCUGUUGCCAUAUUGUUGUUGUUGAUGUUGUUGUUUUUCUGGGUUUUGUUUUUUGUUUUGUUUUGUUUUUUUGUUUUUUUGUCGAUAAAGCUGCAAAAUCUUUUCAUCUCAGCAAGUCAUCAAAAUCUCAUCUCGGGAAAAAAAAAUCCUCACAGCAGAUUUAUUAUUUGUCCAGAGAGUUUAAAGAAAUUAU